This is a messenger RNA of Cottoperca gobio, 1583 nucleotides long. RefSeq names its product centromere protein U (gene cenpu). The record is from RefSeq and is a predicted model, not a curated record. NCBI's taxonomy places the organism in Eukaryota, Metazoa, Chordata, Actinopteri, Perciformes, Bovichtidae. Gene Ontology annotation, cellular component: nucleus. The transcript is spliced from 13 exons. The coding region runs from base 306 to 1478 and encodes 390 amino acids.
UAGGACAUACAUUUAAGCGAGUUUGCUCGGGAUAUAUAAUUUUAUACACAUUUUCAGUGCAACUAUUUAUUUGAAGUAAAUGAUAUGUAUAAUAUAUCGCCGUAAAACUAAGGUUUAAACGUUGUAAUUGGAUCCACAUUAACUCGUAUUUUGAGAUCUAACUUUCGUCGUAAUAAAAUGUGACCCCUCCUCUACGUGGAAUGGUACAGUCCGGAACUUGAAGCAUUUUGCGGGAAGCGGUUUCUGCGGACUACGGACUGUUUACAAAACAAACGUGUCACUCAACUAAACUACAGCGGUUCCAAAUGAGUGCCAAAAAAGGCAGAGGAGCCAAAGUGCUCACGGUGCCACAACAUGAGAGUCAAAAAGGUUCGUCUAAUGAUAAUAUGGAUUCUCCCAAUAUGUCUGCUAUAGAGAGAGCUAGCUUCCUGGAGGGACUGCAGCAACAUUAUGGGAACCCUCUGCACAGCACCGCCAUGGAGGAAGAUUUAAACGUCUUAGAUGAGGAGCGGAUGAACAGAGGAAAAGCUGGGAGAAAGGAAAUCCCUCAGACGUCGAAGACUGCUGUUAAAGAACGCAGAGCUGCUGCCAAGAGGAAGAAGGCAGAGAGGGAUGGAGAGGAGAAAGAAGAGGAGGAGAAAGAGAGGAGAAGUACUGGAGUGAUGUCUGCAGCGAGGCCGGUGAAAGAUCCACAGCUGAAGAAAGGAAAGAAGAGAAAGAGUGGCGCGUCCAGUUACCCUGAGUCACAGAACCGUUCUGACGGUCGCGUCGUCCCGUCCUCUUACGAGGAGGAGCAGGACAGGAGUUGGUGCCCGAGUCCAAAGAAGGCCAGGGUGUACAGUUUGGGCAGAUCCAGAAAGUCUUCGUCUGAGAAGUCUAAAUCUAGAAAGUCUUCAUCAGGCAGUGCAUCUGCAGACCCAGAGAUGGCCAGCCCUGAUGAAGAGAGGAGGAGGAGGAGGAGGAGGCGUGCGGGUCAGGGAGGAACACAGUUAGAGGUCGUGCUGGAUGCCUUCCUUGACUUCUGUGACCAGUACAGGGAGUCUGUGCAGUCUAAAGCAGUCAAACAGUGCGUUGAUUCCUUCUCCUCCCAUGUGAAUGAGCAGCUCUUGGAAAAGAUCUCUUCUUCCAAAGAGCUCAAGGUUUUAAAAAGAGAAAAUGGCAAGGUGGGUUCUUUGAUCUGCACAAAGACACAGAGACUGUUGGAUGCCAAACAUGAGCUGAUGAGGGCAGAGAGGCAGGUGUGGUUGCUGCAUAAGGAGAAAACUGAACUAAAAGUGCGAUUAGCUGAUCUGAUUCGAGGCCAAACCUUCCUGCAUGACAUCAGAGAGCUCAACAGACAGUACUUGGACUACCGACACAAACACCCCAAAGAAAAACAGAUGUAUGGGGCGUCCAGUUUGCCGGCUCUGCUGUUGGAGACCAAGCAUGUUCAGGCAGCAGAGCUUCAACUGAGAGGAAUAAAAAAAAAAAAGAACUGAAGAAGAAUAAGACUAGGAAAUGAUACACACACACACACACACACACACACACACACACACACACACACACACACACACACACACACACACACACACACACACACA